Molecule: messenger RNA, 2977 nt
Organism: Populus euphratica (Euphrates poplar)
Lineage: Eukaryota; Viridiplantae; Streptophyta; Magnoliopsida; Malpighiales; Salicaceae
Product: POLLEN-EXPRESSED TRANSCRIPTION FACTOR 2
Exons: 2
Coding region: 250-1839 (529 amino acids)
Biological process (GO): transcription preinitiation complex assembly; DNA-templated transcription initiation
Source: RefSeq, a predicted model, not a curated record
UGCAAGGACUAAAACAUACGUUUUGGACAAGAGACGGAAAACCUAAUCCAGCCGACCGGCGGAGAUCUCAGACCGGUAAAAUAAAACCUAACCAGACAAACAGUUAAACGCUGUCGCUUCCUUCUUCUCCUCCCUCUUCUUUCUUCAACAACAGACCCUCUCCACGCGAUUCAAAAUCCAAAAAUUUUUCCAUAGAAAAUCAAAUUUCUCAACAACCAAACACCCUCAGAGAAAACCCAGUUCCCCAAAAUGUCCUGCAAAGCUUGUGGGCUCAGAACCCUUAUCAGGGACGAUGCAACAGAGAACAUGAUAUGUGAUUCAUGUGGUACAGUCCAGGAUUUCACCAACUAUCAAGAACGUACCUUUAACAUUAAUGGGCCAACAGGUGUGUUUAUAAGUAUAGGCUCUUCAGGUUGUGGUAGUGCUUUGAAUUAUAGAGAGAAGAAGAUUUAUGAAGCAAAUAAUUUAAUAGAUGAUAUUGUUUUCAAGGUAGGGUUAACUGGUGGUUCAAAAGUUAGUGAAAUUAGAGAUAUGAUUAGUAAAGUUACUGAUGGGCAGUUUGGUUCAAGUGAGAGUAGAUGGUUUGGUAUUUUUGUUGGUGCUUGUGUUUAUGUUGUAAUGAGGAAUGGUGAUAAAAGUUUAAGCAUUGAGGAGGUGAGUAGUGUUGUUGGGUGUGAUAUUCAUGAAUUGGGGAGGAUGGUCGUGAGGGUUGUUGAGCAUUUGGGGAUGAAGUUGCCAGGUUUUGAUAUAGUGGGCAGUUUUGAGAGGGUGGUUAGGAGUUUGUCAAUUUCGGACAGGGUUGAGGGGGAUGUGUUGGAGAGGAUGAGGAAACAAGGUAUUUUCUUAGUGCAAUGUGCUGUGAAGUGGUUUUUGACUACAGGGAGGAGGCCGUUGCCGGUUGUUGUGGCUGUUUUGGUUUUGGUUGCUGAGUUGAAUGGGGUGGAGGGGGUUAAGAUUGAGGAGGUUGCCAGAGAGGUUCAUGUUGCGGUGUCUACUUGUAGGUUGAGAUACAAGGAAUUGUUGGAGGUGAUUGCUAAGGUAGCGCAAGAGAUUUUGCCAUGGGGGAAGGAUGUAAAUGUGAAGAAUGCAGUGAAGAAUGCGCCAUUUGUGAUUCGAUAUUUGGAGAUGAAAUGUAUCUCGAAGAGUGGUGGGGAACAAAAGGGUUUGGAGAGUACUGAGUUUGAUUUGGGAGAAGUGGUUGGUGAGUAUUUUAGUAAGAAUGUUGUGGAGGAUAGUUUGGAAUGUGAGGAUUUGCGGUAUUUUGAGUUGGAAGAUGCUAUGGGGUUUGAUAAGACUGGCAUUGAUGAGGUGGAUAAGCUUCAGCUUUCACAUGAGUGCUUGUCCAUGGUUUAUGACAAGUUCUUGAUGGAUGGUGGUUGUGGUAGAUAUAUGGAAGAAAGUGGAAAGGUUCUUGGGAGGAAAAGGGAGAGAGAGCUUGAGAUUCAGGCAACAGAAUGGUGGAAUGGAAAAUCAGAGUUGAGCAAGAAGCUUUUGCUAAAACAGUUAUUGGAGAAAGAUAUAGGAUUUAGUGUUAUGCCUCCAUCUUUUGUCAAUGGUUGUACAACAAUUAAGAAGAGGAGAGCAAAGAUAAAAGCUGCAAAGCUGCGGAUUGAUAGGAUUAUGAAUCCAUGGAAUACUGAUUCAGGUAGUGGUAAAGUUUGCACUGUUGAAGGUGCACAUGAUCGGAAGAGGAAAAAAAAAUCACUGGUAAAAGAUAUUGAUUGGGAGGAUUUUGUCAUUGAGACCCUCCUUCUUCAUCAGGUGAAAGAGGAGGAAAUUGAGAAAGGGUAUUACAACACCUUGAUGGACUUGCAUGUUUUCAAUUCUGGUACUAUGUGAGAGCUUACAGCACAAGAAGCAAAAAGUAAUUCUGCAAAUUGUCAUGAUCUUUUGCUGGGCAUGACGGACCACCAUUGCCCUCAGGGGAUAGUAUGUUCCUCUGACUGCUGAUUGUUUUAUUCCUUACCAUUUUGGGACUUCAACUUACAGCUUCAAUUUCUUCCAGUAAUAUUCAGUACCCUUACUGUUUUAUGGUAAAAAGAAAGAAAAGAGGGUCUUAUUAAGAAUGAUAUUUGAAAGAUGUUUUUGUAGAAAAGAAGUCUGUUUGCUUAGUUCUCGAUGGAGAAGGUUUCUGACUGUUCCAGACAUAUUUUGGCUUGCACCUUGCAUCAGUGAAAGCUAUGUCUGUAUGUGUCAGUGGCAUGGUUGGUUUUUCUUUCAAAAUUGCUCUAUAGUAUGGCUCAAGUGCUUUAAUUAAUUUGUGCUGUUUCUGUCUAUCAUGUUGCCUGCUUAAAAAAUUCUCAUUAGUAGUUGUUUGGAAGUAUAUACAUAUGGAUUGCACGGACCUUUACUUGUAUAUUAAGCUGGGGAGGUGAGGUUUUGAAGGAUGCAUUUCCUGGAUUUGUUUCUUGCCUUGCAUCUGGAGUAUGAAGAAAUAGGAUCUAGUGUGAAUUUUGAAUGUUAUUGAAUGGGAGUAUCUUCCAUCAGGUUCCUUCCAACAGAUAGUUUGGGUAAUUCUUUUCUUUGCCAUCUUAUGAUUGAUAUGGCUGCUGGUUAAUGAUGUGGUAUUUGACACAUGGACUGCACAAUUGUAAUCUAUUUAUUGUAAUCUUAGUCAGGUUGCGUGCUCGGUUUACUGUGGUAUUGCAGAUUUCACUUACACGCCAACAAUCUGUUGUUAACUGAGAUUGCAUUGCAAAAUGGUCCAGCAUCCACAAGACUAGGCUUUGCAAACUGUGGAGCCCACCUGAGGUGUGCUGGUUGAAAUGGAAUACUGAUAGCUCUUUGAUGGGCAAGCCCAUUCCUUCUGGAAUUGAGGUUGUUCUUGGGAACUGUGAGGGGGGGGGUGUUGUGCAUGUUUUCACCAGAAUCUGGCACUAUGGAUUCCAAUUACUUUGAACCGAAAGCUAUGAAAAGGGCCCUGCUAUUGUUUACAAUGUCUUGUGGCUCACUUGGGAGGGUGAGCACCCUUGGAAAA